Molecule: messenger RNA, 894 nt
Organism: Phytophthora sojae
Lineage: Eukaryota; Oomycota; Peronosporomycetes; Peronosporales; Peronosporaceae
Exons: 2
Coding region: 1-894 (297 amino acids)
Source: RefSeq, a predicted model, not a curated record
AUGACUGUCCAGGGUCUCCGCUGCUUCCGGUCGCUGUGGGGCUCGCCAAGCGCCUUGAAGCUCGCGAGCGCCAGCACCGCUGGCUCGACCUCCGGGUCGUACGCGUCGCAACUGCUGGCUCACAUCCGGCGCCAAGGGUUCGACGGCAUCGAGGCGAGUCUCGGGGACCUGGAAGCUCUGGGCGGCGCGGACGCGGUGCUGCCGCUGCUGGCGGAGAACGAGCUGGAGCUCAUCGUCGGCGUCUACUCCGGGUGGGUCGACUACGAGCCGCAGAACCUGCACCAGCAGUUCGAGGGCGUGGAGACCCACGUCCAGCGCUUCCGAGAGCAGCUCGAGACCGUCGCCAGCUUCACUCAACGCCCCAGGGAGUUUCUAAGCCGCGCGCACGAGGUCGAGCGGCAGGUCGGACUCGACGACAUUUUGGCGCACGAGACCCAUCGCGGUCGCAUGUUCUACUCGCCGUGGCCGACGCUGGCUCUGCUGGAAGAGUUCCCGAGCCUGAAGCUCACGUUGGACUUCAGUCACUGGUGCGUGGUGACGGAGCGGCUGCUGGACGCGCCGGAGGACAACGAGUGGCUGCUGAACAAGGUCGCACCGCGAGUUCGCCACGUUCACGGGCGAGUGGGGACGGAGCAAGCUGCCCAGCUGCCAUAUCCUCACGACGAUGAGCUGUCGCGCCAUGAAGUGCAGCGUUUUCAGCGGCUGUGGAGCGCGAUCUGGGCGCGGCACAAGGCGGACGGGGACAGCUCCACCUUCACGCCCGAGUACGGACCCAUUCCGUACGCGCCCCGCCACCACGAGGACCAGCAGUUCGAGGCGUACAACAUCGACGAACUCUGCGCGCUACAGGCCAGCGCCCAGCGAGAAAAGUUUGAGCAGGUGGUGGGGGGAUAG